This is a messenger RNA of Bactrocera dorsalis (oriental fruit fly), 6150 nucleotides long. RefSeq names its product jmjC domain-containing histone demethylation protein 1 (gene Kdm2). Lineage: Eukaryota; Metazoa; Arthropoda; Insecta; Diptera; Tephritidae. The record is from RefSeq and is a predicted model, not a curated record. The transcript has 6 exons. Gene Ontology annotation, biological process: protein demethylation; regulation of transcription by RNA polymerase II. Gene Ontology annotation, molecular function: DNA binding; transcription coregulator activity; protein binding. Bases 1835 to 5659 code for a protein of 1274 amino acids.
GAUUACUAAUACAUUGGACUAAACAACGGUAUAUAUUUUUUAAAGUGAACAGAACUUAUAAGCAUUGUCCAAAGAUAGUACCCGGUUAAUCAAAAUAGAAAUAAUAUAAUCUUUGUCAAUAGUUCGAAAAAAAAACAGUUACAGAUGUUCUUUACGAAUAUUAAUCUCGUGUAUAUACUAUAUGUAUAUAUAAAGACAUUGUAAAUGCAUUUAUUUAGAUAUGCUUAUGCUUACAUAUGUAGAACUUUUUCUUUAAAACUGUAUGAAAUAAAACGAAUUUUGACAACAGUUGUGCGCACAUAGUCAGUAGAAACUACUUUGUACCAAGAGUAGUUUUCGCUAUUUAUUUUUUGAAAUUUUGAUUUCACGAGACUAAAGAACAAAAAUCUACUGCAAAACAUGUCAAUACAAUCUUGCAACCCGCAGCAACAAUGUCAUUUCGGGAAAUGUUCCAUUUCAAAAGGCCGGUCAUACACUACGUGCUUGUUCAUACGAGACAACUUUUGUUCCAGAAACAUGAAGCUCAUUGGAGGGAGGACGUCUUCAAAAGACGCAGAUAUGUUCGAAAAUCUGCAUAUGUACCUAUUUUUUGUGCGUAAUAUGCAUAAAGUGCUGAACACAUAGAGCGCGACACGUCAUGGCAACACGACAGUGAACUGUAAAUGGCGUCGUGAAUCCUGCUACAUGAACAUUUAUAAAAAGGCAGCGACAUAACAAUGGCCGGCAUGUACACAAGACAACACAGCUGUCCAGUUUGCAUAUGCACAAUUUCGUUGUACCUUGCACUUCAAUGAAAUUUUAAUAUUUUGUUCAAAGUGAAAUUUUUUAUGCAAAAAAUUAGUAAAUAGGUAAAUAUUAUUGUUUUAAAUUAUCAAUUGUUAUAACAAAUAUAUAACAGAGCUAUUUUAUUUGUAAAAUAACGUCAUGUUAGUAGCAUCACUCCUCUCUACUGUCGUUGCCAAAUAUAAGAAUAUUUUGAAGUUACCGAGAGCGACAACCGUCAGCCUGCAGUCGUGUAGUCGCUGUCUAAAUAACUGUGUCCUUAAGAACGUGUGUAUUUUAAUAUUUGACAGAUGUCGCUUGCAGUCUGUUGCGCUUAAUGUGUUCAGCACUUAAUAAUAGAAAUAUUAUAGAAAAUGGUGAAUUUGGAUAAUAAUUAGCUAAUGAAAAUUAAUUGUAUGUGUGAACGAAAUGAUCAACACCAAAAGAGAAGUUGCCCAUAUGAUGAGCAACAAAAGUUUAUUUGUAUGAAUAGAUUCUACGACCAUAUGCAGUUUUCUCAUUCAUUUUUUAGCAUUUCAGAACUUGAAUUCCACAAUUUUUAAGGGUAUUUAGAUUUUACUUUUUGAAGUUAUUUUGCUGAUACUCUUAUUUUUAAUACCUCGCAGUAGUAGCUAAAUUUUGGAUUUGACUGAAAUGUGUGAUAUUUUAUUCGGCAAAGGGAAAACAAGAAACAAAAGGCAACACUACGUUCGUCAAAAAUGGGUAAAAUUUACGCGAAUAGGUAGAAUAAAAAAGAACGAAGAGAGAGAUACGUUCGUUUAGAUACUUACCAAACUUGCACGUUUAGUAUGUUGCGGUUCGCUUACUUUGUUAGUUUAUAAAAUUUUCAGUGCUAAUGUAAAAAAGUGAAACUACAUAAUUGUUCUACGAGUUGAGCAAACGUCAUUUAAUAUCAGUACAAGGCAGAGCCGCUUAAAAAGAUAACUAUACAAAAAACUCGUGGUUGGACGUAAUAUAAAAACAUUUUCUUCAUUUGAAGAUUAAGAAAGAACGCUAGAAAACGUGAUUUGUGAGUGUGUAAUCUGAAUAUAGCUAAAUAAAUACGGAGGCGAUGUCCGAAACGGGGUCGCCGGGUAAAACUCAGAAAGGUGGACAGCAGCAGCGUCGCCAAUUGCGCGAACGUAAGCAACGGAAGCUGUAUCUCGAAGAAUGGGCACUCGGUGAUGAUGAUUUGGAGGGAACACGAGGGUUCAGCGUCUCAGAAAAAUUGGAAUCUUCUAAGUUUGCACAAACUGGUAUGGUUCGGGAGAUGCGUGGCAGUGAUUUGAGUGUGGCUUUUCUUCAACAAUAUGGCUUUAAUAUUCCAUUGUUGUUUCGUGAAAAGACUGGUUUAGGACUGCGGAUGCCCGACUCUAACGAAUUUACCAUAAACGACGUACGUCUGUGCGUUGGUUCCCGUCGUGUUUUGGACGUGAUGGAUGUGAACACUCAAAAGAACUUACAAAUGACAAUGAAAGAGUGGCAACAGUAUUAUGACAAUCCACAAAAGGAUAGACUCCUUAAUGUAAUUUCACUAGAAUUUUCUCAUACGCGUUUAGACAAUUAUGUACAAUGUCCAGAAAUUGUUCGUCAAAUCGAUUGGGUAGACGUUGUAUGGCCUAAACGUCUCAAGGACUCACAAAGAGAAGGUACCAAUGUGUUAGGGGAAAUGAUGUACCCAAAAGUACAAAAGUACUGUCUUAUGUCAGUGAAAAAUUGUUAUACGGAUUUUCAUAUUGACUUUGGUGGUACUUCGGUUUGGUAUCAUAUUUUAAAGGGUAGUAAAGUGUUUUGGCUGAUACCACCAACAGAAAAAAAUUUACAAUUAUAUGAGAAGUGGGUAUUAUCCGGAAAGCAGGCGGACGUUUUCUUUGGCGAUACAGUGGAAAAGUGUGCACGAGUAUACUUAACAGCUGGGAACACUUUCUUUAUACCCACUGGUUGGAUACAUGCUGUAUACACGCCAACAGACACACUGGUGUUUGGCGGAAACUUCUUACAUUCCUUUGGUAUAGUUAAGCAACUUAAGACCGCGCAGGUGGAAGAUGCUACUAAAGUACCGCAGAAAUUCCGAUAUCCUUUCUUCACCGAAAUGCUGUGGUAUGUCCUAGCACGAUACGUAUAUACACUACUGGGCCACUCGCAUUUGGAGGGUGAAUCUUCAGUAAGUGAGGAGGAAAUGUCUAAACGAGGACAUGUACAUCUCACACACUAUGAACUUUUUGGUCUAAAAGAGAUUGUCAUGUAUCUGUAUGAUUUGCCACCCCAAAAGAAAAAUGUACCCGAAUUGGUACGGGAUCCAGUGGCAUUGAUCAAAGAUGUGCGCACGUUGGUAGAGCGACAUUGCAAGGACAAGCCUGAGCUGGCCAUAACGGGUGAAUCUGUAUUGAAACCGCCUGGUCAGAUGCACCCUACGUUUCAGGUGUACGAUCGUACGGUUGUAAAACAGGAAAUCAAAGCGGAAAUCGCACGUAAAAAUGCUGAAAUCAUACGCGAACAACAGCAGUUAGAUGCAGCGAAUGCCGCAAAUGCCGCAGAAAGUAUACCACUCGAGCAUGAUAUACAAAAUAAAGAAGAUACAAAUUCAAAAACGAAUAUUGUUGCCAUAACAAAUGAGGCUGAUAAAGGUGGUGUCAUCGUAAAGGAAUAUAAAAAUGAGCCUAUAGAGAAUGGUGCCCAACAAACGGCUACAUUCAUUUCACCCACGGAUAGUCUUAAGUAUCGCCCUCCGAAGAAGAUGCACCUCGCAAAUGCUGUUGCUGCAGCAGCACAUCAGGCCAACAACACUGUCAGUGUUAUCGCAUCUUGCUCAAGUUAUAAUUCAGCUUCAACGGCAACAACGACCAUUUCAACUGGAACAACGGUUGCUGUAUCCAACCAAACACAAAACAAUUCACAUGCACAGCCACUUACACAUAACACAAAUGCCGUUAACACUACUGAAAACUCUUGUCUCUCGCCGAACGAUUCAAAGUUGUCCCCAAAUGUCACCGGUACUGGUCAACCGCGUCGACGGCGAACGCGCUGUAAAGUCUGCGCUGCUUGCCAGCGUUCCGACUGUGGGGAAUGCAGUUUCUGUUUGGAUAUGGUGAAAUUCGGUGGACCUGGACGCGCUAAGCAAACAUGUAUGAUGCGUCAGUGUCUCUCGCCCAUGUUACCGGUGACAGCACAGUGCUUCGUGUGUCAUUUGGACGGCUGGCGCCAAGUACCCGUGUCCCCGCAAACUAAGCAACUGGCUUCACUCGAGGGACCUUCGACGCUAAUGGAGUGUUCGGUCUGUUAUGAAAUUGCGCAUUCUGACUGCGCGAGGUCGUUAUUAGACGGCACCGAAGAUGCAGCAGACGCUAAAGGAGUAGUAAAUGAAGACCUACCAAAUAGUUGGGAAUGCCCAAGUUGUUGUCGAUCUGGAAAAAAUAAUGACUAUAAGCCUCGUCACUUCCGUGCCCGCCAAAAAUCUUCGGAGGUACGACGCACAUCAGUUGGUGGUUCAAAUAUCAUUACAGCCGGUCACGAUCACGACAGCAACCAGUUGCCACCGCCAAUUGGGCAAUACAAUGACUUCGUUUUCACAAGCGAAUCGGAAAUGGAAAGCUGCUCAGCCAAUGCUGUGCACUGGAAGCAUGUUGCGAAACGUCAUCACCAUCAAAUUGAAGUAAAGACAGAACGCCAUUAUGAUACCUCUUCGCCGGGUAUCUCGCCCCAUGCAGCCAGCGAUCGCAUUAAGAGACGUAAGAGUGACGAUGGCUUGAGCUUAUGUAGCAGCAUGCAAGACAGUAUUGAUGCGGGUGCUUCCAUGGAUUGCCAUGUGGGCGUUGGAAACGGUGGUAUUGUUAGCGGCAAUAAUGGUACACAAAUGUUGCGAAAGAAGAAUUCAAUACGAUCACAGUUGGCUCAACAAAUGCUCAACUCUUCAACGCGAGUUCUCAAAAAGCCACAUUAUGUAGUGCGACCAGCUGGACAUUUAUCAACAAGUGGUAGCGGCUUGUCGGGAAAUCACAUUGGAGGCGCAAAUCUAGCGCUCGAUCCAACAUUGUUGAAAAUUAUGUUUCGCUACCUGCCCCAAGAAACGCUAGUCACUUGCUCUUCGGUCUGUAAGGUGUGGUCCAAUGUGUCUGUGGAUCCUGAUCUCUGGAAGACAAUGAACUGUGCAGAGCACAAAUUAUCUGCUUCACUAUUGACAGCUAUCGUUCGCCGACAGCCAGAGCACUUAAUACUCGACUGGACACAGAUAGCCAAAAGACAAUUGGCUUGGGUGAUUGCACGCCUACCUGCUCUUAAACACUUGUCGCUACAAAAUUGUCCCAUUCAGGCAGUGCCAGCUCUACACACUUGCCUUUGCCCGCCAUUACAAAUAUUAGAUCUCAGCUUUGUGCGUGGUCUCAAUGAUGCCGCCAUACGCGAUAUACUGUCACCGCCCAAGGAUUCGCGACCUGGCCUGGCAGAUUCAAAAACGAGGUUACGUGAUCUUAAAACUCUCAAACUGGCCGGUACCGAUAUAACUGAUGUGGCAUUGCGCUAUAUAACGCAAGCAUUGCCGAAUCUGAUCCACCUCGAUCUUUCAUCAUGUCAGCGCAUAACUGAUGCCGGUGUGGCACAAAUUGGCACAUCGCCGACUGCCAUUGGUAAAUUGGUCGAAUUAAAUUUAAGCGCGUGUCGAUUGGUCUCCGAAUUUUCUUUGGAACACCUAGCUAAAUGCGAGCAAUUGAUUUGGUUGGACUUGCGACACGUGCCGUUGGUGCCAACGCAGGCAGUGAUAAAAUUUGCAGCCGAAUCUAAACACGAUCUCUGCGUGAAGGAUAUAAAAUUGGUGGAGAAACGGCGACCACAGAAAGCGACACAGGUGACAACGUCCUCAAGCUUAGGCGGAAUGGGUUCAGUGAGCAGUUGGAAUGACUAAAAAUAUUAAGUAGGAAUAGAACCAAAAACUUAGUUGGAUAGUUAAUAAUUGAAAUUAGAUUUCGAUGAAUUAUUGAAAUGCAUAAAAUUAUUAUAGAAGUGCAGUACAAAAAAAAAAAAAAUAUGUACGCAUGCAGCAAAGCUGGAACACAUUUAUUACUACGCUAUGCGUAUUUGUGUAGGUAUAAUGCAGAGCUAGCAGGAGCAUGUAUAAACUAAUCAGUACACUAUAAAUGAAAUAUUAAACUUAACUCACGAUUUUAAAGUGUUUGAAGAAAUCACGCAUUAAACCAGUUAUAGAACAUAACAAUAAUGGAAACACAACAUAAAUUUUAAAAUUGUAUAUAAUUUGCAAACGCAUUGUAAACACUUGUAAACUGUAUCUUUUGUUACCGAAUAUCUACAAUACCAUUCAAUAAUUUUCAGUAUUGACUGUCCUAGAUCGUAUUUAAAAAAUAAAGUUCAUUGUGAAUAUGAAGAAACCUAAUCUAA